AUGCAAAGGCUUGGAUGGCAGCCCUCAUCUUCAAGCUCAAGCUCAAAUCCGUGGCUCUCGCCGCCAAAAUCAGACGGACCCCAAAGUCAACCCCAGCUCAAACUCCCGCUCCAGCUUCCCAGCACUAAGGCCACAUCCACGGACCAGCGACGUCCAAAUGCUCCGGACGUCGGAUCUGCCCUUCGUCAGCCUGGUCGCGUUGCUGAUCGAAUUCGAGCAAUCAACAGCCUUCAGCAGCUGCCGUCAAACGUCCCUAAGAAACCCAUCCAGCCUGUUGCUCCUCUGAAUCCACCAAUCGCCUUGCAUCCGGAAGACGAUCUCAGACAUGCUUCACCAUUUCCUCGAAGAGAUUCUGCCCAAAGUCCCAUCCGACCUGAGACCCCCCUUUCACAGUCAAGACCUCAUAGAAGCCCUCUGGUUCACUGCCCAAUGCCAAAGCGCUACCAACCUCAACUAUCAGCAAAUAUUGAGAAGAAAGCGAUGCCAGUCGACACUCAACCAAUGUGCUAUCGACAUGGUCGCAAGCUCAAGCUCAGAAAAAGCGUGCCGGCCGACAUGGACAGAGCUUUCAGUGGUGCGUACAUUCCUAUUGGCCAUCACAUCAGACAACAAGUCGACCCUCUGAGUCCUUGGGCCGUUGGGACACGUCUUGCUAAGACCAGUGGAACUACAGUCUCUCCCGAUAUUUGUCCUGACUGCCUUGCCGAACAACACAUCAUAGAGCGUGAAACCGAGAUGCAUAAACAGAAUUCCCGGACUCGGGCAGAUCAGCCUCUCAGAUCCGCAAGCAGCUCUAUAUUCACUGAGCGAGGGACGCCCCCGGAGCCCGACCAGCCGUCCAACGUCCUUGUGGGUACAACCAUCGACAGCCAAACUGUUAAGGUACCUGGAGCCACUGUGUGUGAAAUGCCUCCCGACAAGUUUGGCGGCAUCGUGGCAACUGAUCUCGGUGACAUGAUUGACGCCAUCAUCGUCGAACACAGCGGCAGUUUAGGCAAAGUCAUCUCCAACAUCCGUAAUGGUAUGCCAGAUAGUGAUUGGACUCAAAAGCUCUCGCGCGACCUUACUAAGGUUUCGGAAGCGGUAGCAUCUCUGCCAGAGGAUAACAUCAAACACGCUCCUGCUUUCUCCCGAAACAUCAACGGCCGACGCUCAAUUAUACUAGAUGCUUCGCCUGACUCUCUCCGACAACGAGCAAAGACCAUGCCUGAACUGCUUGACUUGGUUGAUGCUGCAACGCAAGAGUUCAGCAUGACAGCCUCAAACAGUCGAGAACAGAAAUUCAACCUUGAUCGCCCAUUCAUGCCAGGCGAGUUUCCUAAGAGUCCGUCCACUCUUUCAUCUGCCAUCGUCAACCCUGCUGUUGCUUUACCAGCUAUGCCACCUCUCUCUUCUGCGCAAUCGAACUUGUCUGUACCGUUGUCUACGUCACCCCAAGCAGCUAGAUCGACAAUCACAUCUGAGCAAUUAGUAGUGAAUAAUCAGUCCCCUCGGGCAGCGCCUAUCAAAGCUUCAGCCACGAUAACCGAUCCUCGACCAUUUGAGGCAGAUGAAGAUGAGGCGACCCUUGUGGAGACUGAAGUCUCGCUACCCAGCAUGAAUCUACCUUCGAAAGCCAAUGAAGGCCAGAGCAACCCAGACGCAGCAUCCACUACUCAGCAGCGGAGUCGAAUUCCGAAGGCUACUACGAUACCCUUGGUCAGGCCUCUGUAUGCAUUGUCCGACGCACUACGCUUCAAUCAGGCUAGACCGAAGCCUAGCACGAUAGCCAAGCAGCAUCAACAGCAGCGGAUAUUUCAGCAGGGAUGGUUGCGGGAGGCGGCUGUUGCUGAAAGAGCUGGAAGGCGGAGUCGAAGUAGGAGCAGAGGUGCAACUCAUGUAUGA
Messenger RNA from Aureobasidium musti, 1884 nucleotides. The record is from the annotation of a GenBank genome assembly. NCBI's taxonomy places the organism in Eukaryota, Fungi, Ascomycota, Dothideomycetes, Dothideales, Saccotheciaceae.